ACUAGAGCUCACAUUGGUUUGUACGCCAAUAUGGCCUCAUUGACACAGGCAAAGGACCAAUGCAAGCGUCUAGGAGGACGGCUACCCGCUGGCAAUCAAGAGGCAGUCUGCGUAAAGUACGCCCUGACGACAGUAAAGGCUGAUUCUCCAGCUUACCGAACCAAACCGUGGGUGCAAAACCAUGACGAAGAUCCACUCUAUCACACCGCUGAGAGCAUGUAUACUCUGUAUGAGAGUAACAAACAGAGAAGGCAGAAGGAUGAGCACAACACUGUGGCAUGUGCCUUCAAUCUCAGGGAAUACUUCUGCGAACGGUCCUCUGGUGCAUAUGGAGCAUCUAUGGUUCACUAUCCGGACACAUCACUGGACAACAUCUACAAAAUCCAAACUUCCUGCUUAGCAAAAGGAGGUCGAGCUGCAACCAACGAUGAAAGUCACUGCAUUGCGGAGUUUAGGGAAAUAAUUUACAAAGAGACAGGUCACUGGGAAGAAAAUCUGGUGAACCAGGUGUGCGUUUUCGGUCCGUACGAGGUUUUCUGUAGGGAUUCAUGGCGGAUGCUUAAAUUGUUCCCGAAACGGAUGAAUAUUGUGGACGCACACCAACACUGCGUGUUUGCGAAUGGACAGCUAUCAGACUAUGACGAACGAGGUUGUAUCCAACGUAGCUUUGGGUCUCUGCUAAAGCCUUAUCCAUUGUCUGCUUGGUGUCGUGAUGCCAAUGGGAACGCAGCGUCCACUCAUGGGCCAGCUUACGGUGACGGAGGGGUGGCGAAGGAAUACUACGUAAUCUGCUCCAUUAAAUUUUAUGCCUACCGUACUAAUGCCACUUACAACGUGAAAGGGAUGGAUCUGGAACUUUCUCCGAAUUUCCUAUCCAUGAAAUCAACACACGGCUGCCCUAAAGGUACCGCGCACAUCUCAACAAAGCUCACAUCGCAGUGGAAAGAAAUAGAGGCUACUGAUCUUCUUUCUAAGAAUUUCGUUUUUGGACUACAGCCGUGGCGCCAUUGGGACGAAAUUGACAAAUUUGUUCAUAAUCAGCUGGGCGAUUAA
Messenger RNA from Sycon ciliatum, 1053 nucleotides. RefSeq lists its product as uncharacterized. The transcript is spliced from 5 exons. The record is from RefSeq and is a predicted model, not a curated record. The coding region runs from base 31 to 1053 and encodes 340 amino acids. Lineage: Eukaryota; Metazoa; Porifera; Calcarea; Leucosolenida; Sycettidae.